AUGUACAGCGCACUGCCCUGGAUGUUUCACAUUCCUUUAUCCUUUCUCCCCACAACUUCUCCAGGCUUCUCAGCACCCUACUUGGAGGAUCCUCUCGGAGGCCAAGGUCACAACCUCGAUGGUGCCAUUCUGCCCUUUCCUCUCCGUGCGGGCUUUAAGCAGCAAGCUCUUACAGUAUCCACAGAUCCAGAGCAUCGCUUCGAACUUGCUCUUCAGCUUGGAGAACUGAACAUUGCAUACCAAUUAGCAGUAGAAGCAGAGUCAGAACAAAAGUGGAAACAACUUGCCGAACUUGCCAUCAGUAAAUGUCAGUUUGGCCUUGCCCAGGAGUGCCUGCACCACGCGCAGGAUUAUGGGGGUCUGUUGCUCUUGGCCACUGCCUCCGGAAAUGCUAGUAUGGUGAACAAACUAGCAGAGGGUGCGGAGAGAGACGGCAAGAAUAACGUGGCAUUCAUGAGCUACUUUUUACAGGGCAAGCUUGAUGCUUGCCUGGAACUCUUGAUUAGAACUGGCCGACUGCCAGAAGCUGCCUUCCUGGCCCGGACUUACUUACCCAGUCAGGUUUCAAGGGUGGUGAAACUCUGGAGAGAAAAUCUUUCAAAAGUUAAUCAGAAAGCAGCAGAAUCCCUUGCCGAUCCAACAGAGUAUGAAAACCUUUUUCCUGGAUUAAAAGAAGCCUUUGUUGUGGAAGAAUGGGUGAAGGAAACACAUGCUGAUCUGUGGCCAGCCAAGCAAUACCCACUUGUCACGCCAAAUGAAGAAAGAAAUGUUAUGGAAGAGGCAAAAGGCUUUCAGCCCUCAAGAGCUGCAGCUCAGCAGGAACUUGAUGGGAAACCUGCUUCUUCUACUCCAGUUACUGUGGCCUCCCACACAGCCAACAAAGAAGAAAAGAGUUUACUCGAACUGGAAGCUGAGCUGGAUAAUUUGGAAUUAGAAGAUAUUGACACAACAGACAUCAACCUAGAUGAAGACGUUUUGGAUGAUUGAGUAUAAUGUUUCUUGAGAACCCAACUACACAGAUCAUUAUUAUGGACAGGUAUUGACUGCCACCCUGACCACAGUGUUUUGGACUCCGAGAAUCUCCUUAGAUUUUUAUAUGAAAAGCUGUAUGUGGCCCACUGGGAGCACAGUGCUCUUCUCAUCUUAGGAGUGGCUUAUGUGCAGCAUCUAGAUCACUGUUUCCUUAAGUAAACCAAAUGUGGGCUUUGAUUUUUUUCAUACUGUCAUUAGACCGUAUCUCAUAAAAUCUUUUGAAUUAAUGAAAAUACUUGAAAGUUUGCUUUCUAAAUAAUGAAAAUAAGCUUCUAGUUUUAGAAGGCUGAACCAAACUACACCUCAUCUAGGGAUCAGCUCACAUUCUCUUAACCCUUCUUCAUCACGUUCCCUCUCCCCACCCCAGGUUUAUAUACUUGGGUUUUUAUGCCUCACCCUGAUUUUGUCUAAUAGUUACCUGCUUCUCAAAUCAGAAUCUGAAACCCAGCUCCUCUGACCUUGUUAAGCUGGCCUGUUUAAACUACCUGUUUGGUAAUACAGAAAGAUACAAUUACUUUUUCUGAUCUUUUACAGUGCACCUGUCUGAUCAGAGAAAUUUAUAACCAGGCACUCAGCAUCCCCUUGUAGCCUAGGAAAAUAGGUUUUCUUUGUUUGUUAGAGGCACUGUUAAAAAACAAUUUUUAUAUAGAGAACUCCCAUCAGUACUUUUAAUUUUGACAUUCUUAAACAUUCAGCUCAGCUUUAACAGAGAAAAGCAAGUUAUAAUAAAAUGAAAUUUAUUUUAAAAAA
Molecule: messenger RNA, 1782 nt
Organism: Ailuropoda melanoleuca (giant panda)
Lineage: Eukaryota; Metazoa; Chordata; Mammalia; Carnivora; Ursidae
Product: coatomer subunit beta'-like
Exons: 9
Coding region: 1-987 (328 amino acids)
Source: RefSeq, a predicted model, not a curated record